This is a messenger RNA of Carassius carassius (crucian carp), 1553 nucleotides long. Its product is annotated as isoamyl acetate-hydrolyzing esterase 1 homolog. Lineage: Eukaryota; Metazoa; Chordata; Actinopteri; Cypriniformes; Cyprinidae. The transcript is spliced from 6 exons. Bases 10 to 741 code for a protein of 243 amino acids. The record is from RefSeq and is a predicted model, not a curated record.
CCAGCCCUAAUGUCGACACUAAAGAAAGUUAUAUGGCCCCAAGUCAUUCUCUUCGGCGACUCAAUAACACAGUUUGCGUUUCAAGCGAACGGAUGGGGAUCCGAAAUCUCUCAUAAACUCGCAAGAAAAUGCGACGUGGUAAACAGAGGCUUGUCGGGUUACAACACACGGUGGGCUAAGCUUGUGCUUCCUCGCAUCGUGCCCAUUUCUGAGGCUCCUAUCGCGGCUUUGACCGUCUUCUUCGGCGCUAAUGAUUGCGCAUUGGAAGACAAGAACCCCGCGCAGCACGUGCCUCUCCAGGAGUUCACGGAGAAUUUAAAAGAUAUUGUCAAAUAUCUGCUGUCUACAGGGGUGUCCAAUGACAAGAUCAUCUUCAUCACACCGCCACCACUUCAAGAAGCCGCCUGGGAGAAAGAGUGCUUGCUAAAAUGUUCUGCUCUGAAUCGGCUGAACUCUGUGGCUGGUCAGUACGCACAGGCCUGCUUUCAGGCUGCUGGACAGUCUGGUGUGGAUGUUCUAGAUCUCUGGACACUCAUGCAAAAAGACGGACAGGAUUUCUCCGUGUAUCUUUCGGACGGACUUCAUCUCUCUGAUAAAGGCAAUCAGUUCGUGGCAGAGCAUUUAUGGACACUUCUUGAGAGGCGAGUGACUGAUUUGCCCUUCAUUCUGCCUUACUGGGGGAUGUGGACCCAAAAUGUCCUGAGAGCAGCUUACUGUGCGAUUAAAACACAGGUCAAAUGAUGCACAGCGUGCAAAACACCAUUCAGUUCUUGUAGUUUAUAUUUGAAUAUGCUUAUCGUCAUAAAUUAAGAACCAUCCACCAAUCUCAACUUGAUUUGAAAGCAGGAGGUGUUUCGAGUUACUCUAGUUAAAUCACAGAUGUCACAGACAAUGUUUAAUCUUCUCCCAAAUAUAUAUUUAGAUUUCUGAAUGAUCAAGGUUUUGAGCUUCUUAUACGCACUAAGCUUUUUAGUACGGACAAUAAUGGCUUUGAUUUUUAGAUCUUCUGGCAAGAAUCAAAUGUAUUUUCUUUCAGGGUCAUAAAAUAAACAGAAACGCUUCAGUGUAGAGACAGUUUAUUCAUGUGGCUUCGAACCCCAAGAAUACAGUACAUGUUAAAUAAAUGUGACGUAACCAAACAUCACAAACACACACACCGAAUGAUAGCAGAAUAUGAUCAGAUACAGCUGUCUACAUCCAAGUGAGAGGUUUUAAUUACUUCUGAUUUGAUAUACAGGAAAGUAAGAAACAAUACAAAAUAUAGAUUUAGUCAUUCGACUUAUGGCACAGUAAAACUUUACAAGAUCUUAAAAUUCGACUGUAAUAGUUAAAGUCAUAUUUCACAGUGGGGGAAUACUAUAUCAGUUCAUUUUGGUCACAUCUAUACAACCGUUUUAGUGGCAAAAAGAGAAAAUCUAUGAAAUAUGCACAUCCCUCGGCUCUGUAAUCAGUGUUUCAUAUAUUCAUACUGUUGUAUUGAAAUGACAUGAGAUGCUAUAGUAGGACAAAUUAAACUGAGCAAACCUUAAUGCAAAAAAUGAUUUGCGAUUUCU